Molecule: messenger RNA, 3163 nt
Organism: Acanthoscelides obtectus
Lineage: Eukaryota; Metazoa; Arthropoda; Insecta; Coleoptera; Chrysomelidae
Source: the annotation of a GenBank genome assembly
CGUUAGAUCUGUAUUGUGGAUGUGUUUCUUUCACUGUGGAAAGCUUUACUCAUAUUUUUGCCUUGAAAUUAGUUUUAAUUGUUGAUUUUUCACAACUUCAAACCAAUUACAAGAUGGUGCAGUCUUGUUGUGCUAUAAACUGUACGACCAGAAGAGAAAAAGGGGUGAAAUUAAAAUUUCUGAGUAUACCCAAGGAUCCCGCAAGGAGGAAACAGUGGUUAGUUGCCAUAAGAAGGGAGAAUUUUAAUCCGAGUGAUAGGACAGUUAUAUGCGAAAAUCACUUUACAAAGGACGAUUUUGAGCUAAAUGUACAUGGAAAUACAGUUCUCAAGAAAACUGCAGUGCCUUCUGUUUUUAAUUUCCCCGUACAUUUACAGCAAAAAGUAGUAAUAAGGAGACCUUUAAAACGAAAGAUAUCUGAUAACAAAGAACAUGGUGCUAUUGCCAGUACAUCAGGCAUAAAUACUGAACCAGUAUUAGGAGUUAUGUCAAGUGAAUCUGUCAGUGCUGAAAAUGAGGAUAUAGAUUCUGAGCAACCUACUACUACAUCUCAAAUGGAAUUCCCUAAAAGAAGACGAAGAGAUCCAAUUUUCUUUGGGGACUUCAAAGAAAGUGAUUUAGAUGAUGUGCAGAAGAGAAAAAGAUUUUGGAAGGUAGCUCAUCAUACUAUAGCAAAGUCUAGGAGAAAUAUCAGGUAUUAUCAGUGCAUAGCCAGAAGACAAAAGAAGAAGAUAAAAAGCCUUAAUUUAUUGUUGGACGAAUUGAUGGAAAAAGAGAAAAUUUCAUCACAGCAGCUCAUGGUAUUGAAGGUAAACUAUUUAUUUUUUUGCAUCACACAUAGUUGGUUUGUUUGUUUUCUGUAAAUACUUAGUAGUUUGCAUCUUGUUCUUAAUGUUCAGCUGCUGCACAAUAAAAUCCUUUGAUCAGUAGAAUAAUUACUUGCUCAUGGGAAGAAUGCGAGGCACAUACACACAUAUGUAUAGUUGAUUGUAUAGUAUGUAUAUAUGCUCCAUGAAGAAAGCAGCGCACUAACAGGCUCCAUUACCAUUGUUUAAGCAAGGUUCUUUUUUAUAUUUCUAGGAAAGUAUUCCUGAAGUACAAAAAGCCGUACUGUUUAGGCACCUCAAAAAGGGCAUCAAAGGAGGAAAAUAUAGCCCUCAACUGAGAUGCUUUGCUUUAACAUUAAAUUUUUAUUCUUCUUCUGCAUAUCAGUAUGUUAGAAAAGUGUUUGGCAAAAAUUCUCUCCCGCAUCCUAGAACACUAACAAAAUGGUAUUCUACUGUAGAUGGUACACCGGGGUUUAGUGCAGAAGCAAUACGGGCUGUCAAAAUGAAAGUUGACAUUGAAAAAGGAAAAGGAAAGCAACUUAUAGCAGGUCUUGUGAUUGACGAGAUGUCCAUUCGUGAGCAUGUACAUUGGACUGGUAGUAGGAAUGUUGGAUACAUUGAUUAUGGAACUGGUAUGCAGAAUAGUGACCAACUACCACAUGCAAAACAUGUAUUUGUGAUAAUGCUUGUAGGUUACAAUACAAGGUGGAAGGUUCCCAUUGCCUAUUUUUUAGUAGAUGCUUUAUCUGCUGAAGAAAAGGCAAUGUUAAUUAAAGGGUCUUUCCUUCAGUUGGAAACAACUGGGGUGCUGAUUAAAAGUAUCACAUUUGAUGGGUGUGCAUCCAACAUUUCGAUGGCAAAUUUGCUGGGAGCAAAGCUCAGUUUUCCUGGAAUGAAACCACAUUUCAUAAACCCAGUGAAUAAGGAAAAAGUACAUAUCAUUUUGGACGCAUGCCACAUGAUUAAAUUAGUACGUAAUACUUUGGGUGAUUGGGGCAUAUUAUGUGAUGGAAAUGGAGACUCCAUUAAAUGGUAUUAUUUUAAAGAACUGGUGAAGCUGCAAGAGGAAUCAGGGCUUCAUUGUGCCACUAGACUAAGGUCUCGACAUAUUAACUAUUACAAAGAAAAAAUGAAAGUGAAGCUUGCUGUCCAGACCUUUAGUGCUAGUGUUGGUGAUGCCCUAGAAUACUGUAAUCAGGACUUGAAUAUUACAAAAUUUAGAGGUAGUGAAGCAACUGUUUCUUUCUGUCGAAAAAUUAACAAUAUUUUUGACGUUUUAAAUGUUAGAAAUUUCUAUGGGAAAACUCCUUGUAAAAGGCCUCUUUUCAAGGGAAACAGCGAAACCUUCAAAAAUUUUAUCAAAGAAUCUGUAGAAUAUUUAAGUUCAUUGACAGAUCAAAAGCACGAUAAAGUAAUAGAAACAGGCAGGAAAACUGGUUUUCUAGGACUCAUUGUUUGUUUGUUAAGUGUUAGGAAUUUAUUUGAAGAUGUGGUUGAGGGUGAUAAGUUACAGUUUUUAUUAACUUAUAAGCUAAGUCAAGAUCAUCUUGAAAUGUUUUUUUCAGCAAUCCGUUCAAGGGGAGGCUUUUCGAACAACCCGACUGCCUGGCAUUUCGAAAAUGCAUAUAAAAGACUGUUAAUUCAUAGUGAAAUAACUACCUCAGAUAGUGCAAAUUGUCUGGCACAGGACAAUACCUCGAUUUUAAAUGUUACCAUUGAAAGCAAAAAUAACUCAAUUUUUACUACUGACUAUUAUAUGAACAGACAGAAUCUUCAGAUGCGGAAGAUGAGUUAUUCAUUAAAAACUAUAACACAAUUGCCAACUGCACAUAUAUUUGUGACAUUGUUGAAUAUAUUGCUGGGUUUAUCAGCAAGAAAUUAGUUAAAGCAUUAAAUUGUAAUGAAUGUGCUAAUGCUUUAACUUCGGACAAUUCUUUGUCGCUGCUUUUAAAUAAAAAAAAUCGAGGAGGUCUCUGUAAGCCAUCCAGAGAUGUUGUGAAAGUGUGCAUAUGUGCAGAAGGCUUAAUCAAAUCAGAAUCAAACUUUCGACACACUAUUCGUUGGCUUGAAAAGUCAUUUCCAGGAUCAGGAUCCAUUGCCUGCAAUUAAUUAGGCUUAUAUUAAAAAAUUACUUUUCAAUUAGAAUACACCACAUCAACACUACAAAAAAUGAACCGCGCUAUAGAAUAAGGCAACAUCUGACCAAAACUAUCACCUUUAGCCAUCAAUAAUUCUUUUUUUUUAUAUAGAAUAACUUUUUGUAAUAUCAAUAAUUAUCAUUAAGAAUUUUUCAUACUGUAUUCUGUAGAUUAAGGUUUUUGUUUUGUAAGUACGUG